Phytophthora sojae is the source of this 1362-nucleotide messenger RNA. RefSeq lists its product as hypothetical. The transcript has 3 exons. NCBI's taxonomy places the organism in Eukaryota, Oomycota, Peronosporomycetes, Peronosporales, Peronosporaceae. The record is from RefSeq and is a predicted model, not a curated record. Bases 1 to 1362 code for a protein of 453 amino acids.
AUGAGCUCGCCUCAGAAGAAGACCGACGCUGCAGCAGAGGGGAAGUCCUCCGCCGGGAUAGAUACUCUCUCUAUCCCCGAGUACCGCGAGCGUCACAAAGCAAAGCGUGACGCUCUUGCUGCCAAGACUGCGGCGGGGACAACUCAACCGGAGAUUGUCCUCGAAGGUUCCUCUGUAGUCAACGACGCCGGCGAGGCCUCUUCAAGCAUGCGCAAGGAGUCUAUCGACAGCGAUAGUCUCGACCCGCAUGCCGGGUCGAGACGCCCUCGUGAAAGAGACGAAUCGGACGCUUCGAAGAUCGCAGACCGUGUGGGCAACACCGUGCCUCCAAAUGAAAUCCCGCUGUACGUAUGCAGCGGCAUCCACGACAAUGCUGUGGCGGAGGAGCAGCACUUUGAUCCGCUAACGAAUCCAAGGCGCGAUUAUUACAUCGAGCUCUUCCACGAACUCCGGUACUUCUCCAGCAAGAAGACCUCUUCUCGCAGCAAAGUGCCUGCCACUCAGGCACUUUGUCAAAGUUGGAAUGCUUUUGUUGAGAACUUCAACAAGAAACCGGCUGCUUACCGCGAGCGGGUUAAGCAUGCCCGUGAACGCUUCGAGACAUUCUCGACGCGUGGGCGGCUGGAGCAGCUCCACAGAUCCUCUGUGGACGCUGGUAUUCCAUGCGCUGUGCCCGAAGGCCAACAGUGCACGUUGUGUCUUCCGGGUGCGGCGCGCUUGAGCGACCGCGACCUAAACGGGUACACGCCGAUUCGUGUACCUGCGAGUCUCAAAGAUCUCCGUGCCAAGUUCCUGGCACGUGAGGAACGCGACGAUCGUGGGACUUCGGGCGCUGCAGGUGACUACAGCGCUCGCUCUACCUUCGCACUGGCAGAACGUGGUGAGCUUCGUACGCCCUCACCAUUUCCGGAACGUCCUGCAGCAGGACGUCCCGGGGCUCCCAUGUAUCUUGGUGGGGCGGUAACCCUCUCCAACGAAUUCGAUAACGAGCCGGUUGCCGGUUCGUUUUUGGGAUACUAUGACUCACAUUACGCUCAACAAUCCAACGUGUUGAGCAGCGGGCGUCGCGGAUCGGAGGCGGCGGUGGUGGGAACACGCCCCGGCUAUGGUCAACCUGGGGUUGACCUUGGCCCGACGCUCGAGGAGCGGGUUGCUGCUGUGGAGCAGCAUCAGAGCCGGGAGUUCGCCGCUCUGAAGCAGGGGGUGGCGAUCCUGAGGGAUCAAGUCGCUCAGGGCUCGCAGACCGCGUCAGACAUCUCUGUCGACGUGGGAGGCCGCGUCGUGCGCUUGGCCCAGCGCGUUCACGCGCUGGAGCAGAGGUUCGCUCCCGCUGGGGCUUCCGCUUCGGGCCAGCCGAGCUAG